AUGUCUACGCCCACCUUCUCCGUGCCUCCGCCUGCUCCUACCCCUGGAGAUAUAGCUGAAUGCCUGGAGGAAAUGCUGCAACGCAAGCAACAAGAGACCCCCGAACCCAAUUUUCAAAAGAAAGACGUCACCCAAUCCUACGAUUAUCUCUGCGAAAUAGAAUGUCAAAAGUUCACCACAGAAGAAGUUGAUGAGAUUCGAGCGAAAAUCCCUGACGCUGUUUAUCGGGAAUGUGAUGCCCGACAGUAUUCGAAGCUGCUGGCCGAGAAAAUUUCGCAAAAUCUCCUCAGCAACAUUGCGCAGAAGCGGUACCAGACGCAUGCGUGUGGCGGGCCGUUGCAAUGGCCUCCAACGCUGCUUGAAAAGGCAGGGAUACACCUCGAAGCAAGUGUGGGAAGCUCGUCUCUCGUUCGAGGAUCAGAGAUACUGGGAACCCGAGGCACGUCUUCUUCGACAGCUUUCGCCUCUUAA
Molecule: messenger RNA, 471 nt
Organism: Fonsecaea multimorphosa CBS 102226
Lineage: Eukaryota; Fungi; Ascomycota; Eurotiomycetes; Chaetothyriales; Herpotrichiellaceae
Exons: 1
Coding region: 1-471 (156 amino acids)
Source: RefSeq, a predicted model, not a curated record